AUGAUGGGAGAGACGUCGACGGGACCUGUAGCACUGGCAAACAAUGUUCAACAAGGGCAAUCUUUCUUGGAGGCUACAAAACACUCUGUGUGUGGGGAGAUUCCGGCAAGUCAACCGCUGCAAAUGAGGAGACCAAAGUUGAUUGAAGGAGAACUAAGCUUCAUCUUUACGGAUUUAGAGGUAAAGCGUUUGGUAGAGGAUUUCAGAUUUGCCUUAGUUCUUAAAUUCUUAUCCUUUAGACGGAACAUCGAUCUGGUUCGAGCGGCCAUAGCCAAAACUUGGGGGCUGCGGGAGGUUCCUGUGGUUAGUCAUAUGGAUGCUUCAAACGUUUUGGAGAAAAGGAAUGUCACGGAGAUUGAAUUAGGGAGAGAUAGAAAUAUGGAUGAGGAUAGAACUGUAGCUUCGAAGACUAGUGGGAUCGAAAUUGCUAAGCUUGGAAGAGAAGAAGAUCAAGGUGUCAAAGAAAAUGCUGAGGAAUUACAAGAGGACUCUAGGGAUCAUGACAAUGCAGAUGAGGCUAUUACAAUGUCAGAUAAAGAGGUGGAAGGAAUGGUGGAGAAAUUGGGAAAUAUUCGUGAUUGUAUUUUAGAUUCUGAACAAAGGGCUAAUGGGCACCUAAAGAAAACAGUACAUAAGCGUGGAUGGAAAACUUUGGAUCAUGUGGGUGAUGAAGUACAUGCUAAUUUGAUGAGUAAAAGUAACCAACAAAUCACUUGUCUGGUGAUAGAAGGUAAUUACCGGAUGCUGGUUUCUUUUACUUAUACGAAAUGCACGGCUGCAGAAAGAAGAUUGCUCUGGUUAAAAUUAGAAGAGGUGAAUUAUUCACAUAUUCCCUGGGUAGUGGUUGGAGAUUUUAAUAGUAUCAGAAAUAAUUCAGAAAGGCAUGGAGGCCGACCUCGACCAAUGGGUGCUAUGGAGGACUUUAAUCAGUUUAUUGACAAUUGUGGUUUGAUGGAAAUACGCCAGAUGGUAGGGAACCUUAUUCUGGUGUAA
This is a messenger RNA of Fraxinus pennsylvanica, 993 nucleotides long. The record is from the annotation of a GenBank genome assembly. Lineage: Eukaryota; Viridiplantae; Streptophyta; Magnoliopsida; Lamiales; Oleaceae.